Brettanomyces bruxellensis is the source of this 666-nucleotide messenger RNA. It is a transcript of the gene VMA4, whose product is annotated as V-ATPase V1 sector subunit E. Gene Ontology annotation, molecular function: proton-transporting ATPase activity, rotational mechanism. The coding region runs from base 1 to 666 and encodes 221 amino acids. NCBI's taxonomy places the organism in Eukaryota, Fungi, Ascomycota, Pichiomycetes, Pichiales, Pichiaceae. The record is from RefSeq and is a predicted model, not a curated record. The transcript has a single exon. Gene Ontology annotation, cellular component: proton-transporting two-sector ATPase complex, catalytic domain. Gene Ontology annotation, biological process: proton transmembrane transport.
AUGCAGGUUCAAGGAGAAUUGAAGAAGAUGGAGGCCUUCAUCACAAAAGAGGCAGAAGAAAAAGCCAAGGAAAUCAAGUUGAAGGCAGACGAAGAGUACGAAAUCGAAAAGGCCUCGAUCGUGCGCUCGGAGAAAAACGCAAUCGACUCCCAGUACGAGGAUAAGUUCAAAAAGGCCUCGUUGGCACAGCAGAUUACAAAAUCUACAAUCGCAAACAAAACAAGGCUCAAGAUCUUGGCAACAAGAGACCAGUGCUUGCAGGAUAUCUUCGACUCGGCCGAGGAACAGUUGAAGCAGCUUUCAAAGGAUCCUGCCACGUAUGAAUCUCUCCUUGUAGGUUUGAUCGAUGAGGGUCUUCUUCAGCUUAUGGAGCCGGCUGUCACCCUCAGAGUGAGAAAGGCUGAUGUCAGCGUGACAAAGAAGGCCGCGGACCAGGCAGAGAAGAAGUUCAAGGAUGUUUCUGGAAGAGAUGUGAAGAUUACAAUUGACGAAACCAAAUAUCUAUCCGAUAAAUCAGCAGGUGGCCUAAUUCUUGCCAACGGUACCGGAAAGAUCGAGAUUAACAACACUUUAGAGGAGAGGCUUCGUUUGCUUUCUGAGAGAGCUUUGCCUGCUGUUAGACUCGAGAUGUUUGGUGUUUCAACCACCAGAAAGUUCUUCGAUUGA